CUGCAGUUUGUUGUGGGCUGAAACGCAUGAACACAGAGAGUUCACCACAGUCCGUACAUGCUUGUUAACCUGAAAUGGAUAUGGAUGAGAAGCCAAAAUACGGAGAGCCCAAAAAAUAUGACCCCAACUUCAAAGGGCCCAUCCAAAACAGGGGAUGUACAGACAUUAUUUGCUGUAUCUUCUUCAUCGUGGCCAUAGUGGGCUACGUCGCAGUGGGAAUACUGGCCUGGACUCACGGUGACCCGAGGAAGGUGAUCUACCCCACAGACAGCAUGGGACAGUACUGCGGCCAGGGAAAUCUGGAGAAGCAGCCGUUGUUGUUCUACUUUAACAUGAUGAAGUGUGCCAGUCCCAUGGUCCUCCUAGAGUUCCAGUGUCCCACUCCUCAGGUGUGCGUAGAGAAAUGCCCUAACCGCACCAUGACUUUGCUAAAUGCCAAAUUAAAUCCAUCCGAUUGGAAAGAAUACAAACAAUUUUGCAGAGAAGACCCUGGAAAUAAGCCUGUGCCGCAAAUUUUGCAAGAAAAACUGUGUCCUGCAUAUCUGAUCUCCAGCAAACCAUUUUUGCAACGGUGUUUUCCGUCUCUGGGCAAAAAGGGUGAAGUCAUCACUGUGGGCGAUCAGGAGACAUUUAAUGAUGGAGAGAAGACAAGAGAUGCCAAAGACCUAGUGGCCGGGAUGAAGAACGCCACAAUAGUCAUGGAGGGUCGACAAGUUGCAAUGAAGAUCUUUGAGGAUUACACAAAGUCUUGGUACUGGAUCCUAAUUUGUUUGUUGAUUGCUGUGGUGUUGAGUCUGAUCUUCAUCGUUCUCCUGCGGUAUCUGGCUGGAAUCAUGGUCUGGGUCAUGAUCAUCAUGGUCGUCGCUGUCAUUGCCUAUGGUAUUGCUCACUGCAGCAUAAAGUACGUCAAUCUGAAGGACUCGGCUGGCUCUAAUAUCACUCUACAGCAGCUGGGCUUCCAGCCCGACUUCUCCGUCUACCUGCACAUCAGACAGACCUGGCUGGCCUUCAUAAUCAUUCUGGCUAUUUUGGAGAUCAUCAUCAUCCUCCUCCUCAUCUUCCUCAGGAACCGAAUCCGAAUCGCUGUCGAGCUCAUAAAGGAGGCUAGCAGGGCCAUCGGUUAUGUGAUGUCAUCACUGUUCUACCCAAUCUUUACCUUCUUCCUCCUGACCAUAGUCAUCGCUUACUGGGGUGUCACUGCAGUUUUUCUCUCUACAUCUAGUGAACCUGUUUAUAAGGUUUUCAACGAAACAGUAUGUUCAUAUUCCAGACAAACCUGCGUCCCUGAGAACUACAGUGUUUCUGCUAUGAAGACAGAGUGUCCGCGGUCUGAGUGCCUGUUUGCCUUCUACGGUGGGGAAACGCCGUAUCACAAAUACCUGAUAGGCCUUCAGUUCUACAACGUCUUCCUGUUCUUCUGGUGUGCCAACUUUGUCACCGCUCUGGGUCAGAUGACUCUAGCAGGAGCGUUUGCGUCCUACUACUGGGCUUUAAAAAAACCAGACGACAUCCCUGCUUUCCCAUUGUGUGCCUCUCUGGGCAGAUCCCUCAGGUAUCACACAGGCUCUCUGGCGUUUGGUUCUCUCAUCCUCGCCAUCGUCCAGAUUAUCAGGGUUCUGCUGGAGUAUAUUGACCACAAACUCAAAGGAGCAGAGAAUAAAUUCGCCAAGUUCUUGUUGUGCUGUUUGAAAUGCUGCUUCUGGUGCCUGGAGAAGUUCAUCAAGUUCAUCAACAGGAACGCUUACAUUAUGGUGGCCAUAUACGGGAAAAACUUCUGCCGGUCAGCAAGCGAUGCUUUCCUGCUCCUGAUGAGAAAUGCAAUCAGGGUUGUAGUCCUGGAUAAGGUCACCGAUUUCAUCUUAUUCCUUGGAAAACUCCUUAUUGUUGGGCUUGUGGGGAUCUUCGCUUUCUUCUUCUUCUCAGGACAAACGGAUGCGUUUAAGGGUGCUGCACCCAGUCUCCAUUAUUACUGGGUUCCUAUUUUGACAGUGUUGGUGGGCUCCUACCUCAUCGCCCAUGGGUUUUUCAGCGUUUACGCCAUGUGUGUGGACACACUCUUCCUCUGCUUCUGUGAAGACCUCGAGCGUAAUGACGGCUCCACUGCGCGUCCGUAUUACAUGACCGCAUCGCUGCACGACGUUCUGAUGAAGGACGCGGACGCGGCUCGGACCCCCGCUUCACAGGACGAGACCAUCCAGCUGACGGAGCCCGGCAAAAACUGUUAAACUGGUCGAAAGCUGUCGUGAUAUGGAAAUAUAACCUCAUUUAUUACAUUAAGAGACUGAAUGGUCACAAGAUUCAAUCAUAACUGCAGUUAAAUAAUCAUGUGUUCAAUCGACUGAUAAUGAUUAAUGUAUGUUAAGAUAAUAUUUAAGGUAAUAGGAUAGAGAGGGAAAUGACAACCUUUGCCGAAAAUAAUUUAUUUGAAGUCAACAUUAAACAACCUACUUUACUUAUAUGAUGUGACGUUUCACCUAAUGAAACAGAUGUUAAAGGGGUCAUGUGAUGCUGUUUUAAAAGUUCAUUAUUCUGUGUAUUGGGUUUAAUUGAAUAGGUGAACAACAUGCUUUAAUGUCCAAAAAAACGUUUUUCUCACACUAUGCCUUAGGCCGCCAUUAUGCUAAUAUUUCACAUUGUGGCGUAGACGAUCGAGGACGAUUUAGGCACGUCUGGAUUAAUAAUCUUUGUUAGAUGGAAUAAAUCACUUUGUGGGAAACCAUGAUCUUUAUAACUUCACAGAUCGUAUACAUUACGCACUAAAGGAAAAGAAAAACAUUAAAAAGCAUCAUAGGACUCCUUUAAAUUAUAAAAAUGGUAACACUUUACAAUAAGGUUUCAUUUGUUAUGUUAACAAACUAACAAUGAGUAAUGAUUUCUACAGCAGUUCUUAAUCUUAGUCGAUGUUAAUUUCAGGAUUUACUAAAACAUUAUUAAAAUUUCAAUCCAAUUUAAAUAAUACAACUUUUGAUGUGCCUAAACUAAUUUGAACUUACAAUGAACAGUUGUAUUUUUUAUCAAUUAACUUUGACGAAGAUUAAUAUACUGCAACAAAUAUAUUGCUUGUUGUUAGUUAAAGGUGCAGUGUGUAAUUUUUAGCGGCAUCUAGUGGUGAGGUUACGAAUUGCAACCAUCAAAAGUUACGGUGGCCUACAGGCGAUUUCGUCGUCUGAGACCGCAGAGAGUUGCCAGUUAAGCAAUGAGGUUUAUUUACAAAGAUAAAUUAAGACAUUGUUUACUUUAUUAUUCAGUAAAACGAUAGGUUAUUGCAAAUAUUGUUACUUGUUCAUCAUUGUGUCAGUGUUUUAUUCGCUGACUUUAGCUAGCUUCUUUGCACAAAGAACAACAUAGCGACGAAAUUCAUUUAGGGCAACAUGUCGGCACAAAAUGGCAAUUUAACUAAGUAGAUGGAAAAGGCUUAUUCAAAGGUAAUACAAACAUGACGGUUCAUUAAUAAGGUCUUUAUACACCACUGAAAACAUAGUUAUGUAUAUUAUAUUGCAUUUCUGUCUACAGAUCAUCCUAAAUAUCACACAAUGCACCUUUAAUGUCAGCUGAUGCAUUAACUGGCAUAACUGAUCGGAUCUAAUUGCAAAGUGUUAAUCAUGAAAACAAUAGUGGCACUGGGAUGAUGGAAAGUGUCUCUAUAUGAAACAAAAAGGGCUUAUGAUUACAUUUUAAUAAACGUAUGUGAAGACAAACAAUGAAUCAUGCAAAAAGGUUCAAGUUGACUUUAAAGUAGCCUGUUUAUUUAAUCGAAAAAUCAAUUCAUAGUUCUAAUAUUUUUCAUAGUUGAUUAUUGGAGUAUGUUUUAUAAGAAAAUCUUUCUACUUCAAUUUUUAAUUUAAUUAAAUGGGUUGUUUGCUGAUUUCAUAAUUAUUUGUGAAAUUGCUUUAACUUCUGAUUGAAAUUUGUUUCGGCACUACAUUUUUUUUCAGCGUAGUAUUUAUUUUUACGUAAAAAAUAUCAGUAAAUUUCACAAAUAAUUGCAACCCAUGGAAGCAAGCAUGAAAGACCUAAAUAGUAUUUUCUUCUAAUACAUAUUCCAAUAAUAUUUGUAAUAUAAUUGUUUACACUGUUCAUCAAAUGAUGUGAUUCAGUGUUGUUAGUUGUCCGUACUGUCAGAUAAAUGAUGCAUUUAGAUAUUAUUUUUUAUGUACUGGCUGCUUUAAUUUGUUGCUGCUGCUUUAUUCUACGAUAGAGUGCACAUCCAAUGUUACUCUUAAACUGCUGAUAAUAUUUCUGUAUUAUGUAGAUUGUAAGCCAUAUCUAUUGAAUGCACUUUAAGGUUGGUUAUUGUUUUUUGAUAGCAAUUUGCAACCGUUUUUGGAAAACCAAAACACCUUGUUGCCUUUCUGAGACGCCUUUAACUUUAUCUGCUGCCUUUUCCACUGUCUCUUGGAUGCUUAAUGUCUUUUUUAAUCUUUAAUAAAUACUAUGCAAGAAGGUA
This is a messenger RNA of Pimephales promelas (fathead minnow), 4447 nucleotides long. RefSeq names its product choline transporter-like protein 2. The record is from RefSeq and is a predicted model, not a curated record. Gene Ontology annotation, biological process: transmembrane transport. Gene Ontology annotation, cellular component: membrane. Gene Ontology annotation, molecular function: transmembrane transporter activity. Lineage: Eukaryota; Metazoa; Chordata; Actinopteri; Cypriniformes; Leuciscidae.